This is a messenger RNA of Dictyostelium discoideum AX4, 894 nucleotides long. It is a transcript of the gene alrA, whose product is annotated as aldehyde reductase. The transcript has 4 exons. Gene Ontology annotation, molecular function: aldose reductase (NADPH) activity; oxidoreductase activity. The record is from RefSeq and is a predicted model, not a curated record. The coding region runs from base 1 to 894 and encodes 297 amino acids. Gene Ontology annotation, cellular component: cytoplasm. Lineage: Eukaryota; Evosea; Eumycetozoa; Dictyosteliales; Dictyosteliaceae.
AUGGAACCAUCAUUUAAAUUAUCAUCUGGUCACAAAAUCCCACUCGUUGGUUUUGGUACAUGGAAAGCUGAAACUACAUUAGUUGGUAAAGCUGUUGAAGUUGCUCUCGAUGCUGGUUAUAGACACAUUGAUUGUGCUGCUGUAUAUUUAAAUGAAAAAGAAGUUGGUGAAGCAUUCACAAAGAAAUUUACAACUGAAGCAACAGUUAAAAGAGAAGAUGUUUUCAUUACUUCAAAACUUUGGAAUACUUUCCAUAAGAAAGAACAUGUUAGACCAGCUUUAGAACGUACUUUAAGCGAUUUAGGUUUACAAUAUUUAGAUUUAUAUUUAGUUCAUUGGCCAGUUGCUUUUGAAUAUACUAGCAAUGAUAUUCAAACAAGUGGUUCAACUCAAGAAUUUGUUUCAAUUCGUGAAACUUGGGAAGAAAUGGAAAAAUUAGUUGAUGCUGGCCUCGUUAAAUCAAUUGGUCUUUCAAAUUUCAAUGUUCAAGGUUUAAUGGAAGUUUUAUCUUAUGCUAGAAUUAAACCAGCUGCAAACCAAGUUGAAUUACAUCCAUUCCUUUCACAACCAGAACUUAAAAAAUUCUGUGAUAAACAUAAUAUUCAUUUAACUGCAUACAGUCCAUUAGGUAAUGGUGCAUUCGUUGAUAAUGAAGAAGUUGGUGCUAUUGCAAAGAAAUAUAAUAAAACCAUUCCAAAUGUUUUAUGUAAAUGGGCAAUUCAAAAGAACUUUUCAGUUAUUCCAAAAUCAUCAACACCAUCACGUGUUGCUGAAAACUUUGACCUUUUCAAUUUCGAAAUCGAAGAAGCUGAUAUGCUCUUUUUAGAUAAAAUGGAUAAAAAUCUCCGUACUUGCGAUCCAGCUAAAUUCUGGGGUGUACCACUUUUCAAUUAA